Cheilinus undulatus (humphead wrasse) is the source of this 1408-nucleotide messenger RNA. Its product is annotated as P2Y purinoceptor 3. Gene Ontology annotation, biological process: G protein-coupled receptor signaling pathway. The record is from RefSeq and is a predicted model, not a curated record. Lineage: Eukaryota; Metazoa; Chordata; Actinopteri; Labriformes; Labridae. Gene Ontology annotation, cellular component: membrane. The transcript is spliced from 2 exons. Gene Ontology annotation, molecular function: oxysterol binding; G protein-coupled receptor activity. Bases 1 to 1374 code for a protein of 457 amino acids.
AUGGGACUCAGCCAAGACUCCAGUAUCCCUCCAAACAUCGGCUUGGCAGCAGCGGUGGAGAGCCGCCAUCUUAACCUCUCAGGCGUCCUUCCCCCCUCUUCUCAACCUCCGUCGUCUUGCAGCAUCGACGAAUCCUAUAAGUACGUCUUCCUGCCGGUCUGCUACUCGCUGACCUUCCUCUUCAGCCUCACCCUAAACUCAGUGGUGCUGCUUCGCUCAUGCCGGCACCACGGCGGUGGGUGCUGUGGCGGUGGACGACGCUGGAACACCUCGCUCAUCUACAUGGUGAAUCUGGCCACCACCGACCUCAUGUACGGUCUGUCGCUGCCCUUCCUGGUGGCGAGCUACGUGCUGAGGGACCGUUGGGUGUUUGGAGACUUCAUGUGCCGCCUUGUUCGCUUCCUGUUCUACUUCAACCUCUACUGCUCCAUCUUCUUCCUCACCUGCAUCUCGGUGCACAGGUACCUGGGAAUCUGCCAUCCCAUGAGGACCAUCACUCUGGAGAGCAAGCGGGUGGUGAAGGGGACUUGUGCGUUGGUGUGGGUGGUGGUCUUCAUCCUCACCUGCCCCAUCUUCAGGUUUGCUCAGACUGGAUACGUCCAUCGAGGAGGGGGCGCCGUCAGUCCUGAAGGAGCGAGUGGGAGCAGGAACAUCAGUGGAGCUCCGUUUGAGGAGAAGGAGGGAUACAUGAACUGCUGGGACGACGCCAUCGAUAAGGAGUUUGCAGACUACGUCCCGUACGGCAUUGUCCUCCACCUGCUGGGCUUCUUUGUGCCCUUUGUCAUCAUCGCCUGGUGUUACUCCCAGGUGGUCAGGACGAUAUUUCAGACACUGCGCUCCCCUCCCAGCUCCAUAGAGGGUGGAGACGACGGUCCAGUUGGAGAUUGGGUGACAGAAGGGAUUAGAGACCGGGAGAGAACCUCGGUGUCCAUCUCUGGGUCACAGUACUCACACUACAUCAGACGGCGACGGAAAUCCAUCAAAACCAUCGUCACCAUCACGCUGCUGUUUGCGCUCUGCUUCCUGCCAUUCCACGUCACCCGCACGAUCUUCCUGCUCCUGCGGCGAGGGCAGCUGGGCGGCUGCAGCGCCAUGAAGAUGGUCUCAAUCUGCUACAAGGUCACCCGGCCGCUAGCAUCCUGCAACGCCUGGCUCAACGCCCUCCUCUACUUCCUGACAGGCGAUAAGGGCGCCCCCUGCUGCUGGCCUGUGGAACCCACUGUCCGCAGAGACCGGCGCAACGGCUCCCUCUGGUGGCCGUUGAAGAUCCUGAAAAAAGAGGCAGUGGGAGAGGAGGACCAGGAGGCUGCCGAGAAGGUUGAAAGGGAGGUGCACAUGGAGAACGAGUCCAAAUCUUCAAGGGUCAUCUUCUGAGGGAUUUUCCUGCCUUUUACUUUAUAAAAACACU